UGGAGCCUUUGUCUUACCUGAAGUGUGAAGUCAUGGUAACAGUGCCAGCCUCACAACCUCAGCCUUCCUUGGUAUCCAUCACUCCCAUGGGUGGGGCGAAUUCUAGCUCCUCUGUCUCAGUGGCAUAAAGCUCUGAGACCUGUAGACGACGUUCUCCUUAAGUUUGAAGCAUUUUUGUGAGACCGUUCAUGGACUAGCAGCCCUGCAGUUGCAUCCAUGGACUUUGUCAAGACUGAGGGAUCCCAGCCCGCCUACAGCCGCUGGUCAUACAGACCCUCCACCUCCACCAGCUUUUCAUCCAACUCAACAUCAAGACAAUUGACACACUUUCCUGGAUGCUCGGAGUCGGUCGUGACAGUCGUGGCUCCCACUGUAGCUAAGCAACAUGAGCUCAUCCCUAUCAGUGGCAUUGAGGACGACAGCAGCAGUCUCAUGAGGCAGAAGCUGGAGAAACAGAGGUCGCUGCUGGAACAGAAGCAGCGGAAGAAACGUCAGGAACCUCUGAUGGUCCAACCGAACACGGAGGCUCGACCCCGCCUCUCCAGGACCCGCCACCCCGAGGAGCAGGCCCCCCUUGUGGAGUCUCAGACCAGCUUCACAAAUGAAGUCAUCAUGGACGGUAUUGACGGUCCAGCAGCUUUCUUGAACUCGGAAGGUCCUGACCUGGGCAUGAAAAUCCAAAUCCUGUCCGUCAGCCAGCCCCAGUCUCCCUCCUUCCAAACCCAGCCUCAGCAUCAGCCUCCACCUCGGUCCCCCGUUUCCGAAGAGACGGAGAGAGACGGAGACACCGAGACGCUGCUGGAACCGAAGAUGGACAUCCACGAAAUGCUGCAGAAACAAGGUCUGUGUGGAAGCAUGAACUUCGACGAAGCCAGCGAGCACGAAGAGGACGCCGAGGAGGAGCGAACACGCUCCCUGUCCCCUCAUGCAGACCCCACCAGGCCUGCUUCGUCUGCGAGCAGCAAAGAGGUUUCCGACGUAGCUGUCCCGGGGUCACCCACAGCAGACCACCUGCUUUCAGAAAUGUCAAAUCUAGAAGAGUUUGUGCUGAGUCCUGCUCCUCGCGGCGUCACCAUUAAAUGUCGAAUCUCCCGCGAUAAGAAGGGGAUGGACCGCGGCCUCUACCCGACCUACUUCAUGCACAUGGAAAAAGAAGACGGCAAGAAGGUCUUUCUUUUAGCCGGACGAAAGAGAAAAAAAAGCAAAACAUCCAACUAUCUUAUUUCAGUGGACGCUACUGACCUGUCCAGAGAGGGAGACAGCUUCAUCGGUAAACUAAGGUCUAACCUCAUGGGAACCAAAUUCACGGUGUACGACAGCGGCUCCAACCCCGGCAAGACCGUUGGGGCGCUGAUGGAGGACAGCCCCGCCCGCCAGGAGAUGGCGGCCGUCUGCUACGAAACGAACGUGCUGGGUUUCAAAGGACCGCGGAAGAUGACCGUCAUCAUCCCGGGCAUGAACAUGAACUUUGAGAGACUUCCUGUUCGGCCUCAGAACGAGCAGGAGAGCCUCCUCAGCAGGUGGCAGAAUCACUCCAUGGAAAACCUCAUCGAGCUGCACAACAAGGCCCCCGUGUGGAACGACGACACGCAGUCCUACGUGCUGAACUUCCACGGACGCGUCACGCAGGCCUCGGUGAAAAACUUCCAGAUCGUUCACGACAACGACCCCGACUACAUCGUCAUGCAGUUCGGUCGUGUGGCUGAAGACAUCUUCACCCUGGACUACAACUACCCCAUGUGCGCGCUCCAAGCCUUCGCCAUCGGCCUCUCCAGUUUCGACAGCAAGCUGGCGUGCGAGUGAACGCCGGCGCCUCCCGCAGAAGGCCUCAUGCAUUACACGUUUUCCACAGAAGAAGGGAAGAGUUAAAAACCCAGCCGCUCCCACGCUCACGUGAUAUUUAGGAGCUCUGCGGUUUUAUCUGAGGUCACCUUUCAUGCCUGUUAGCUUUAUUUUACUCAUUUUUUUGGGUCUCAAUCAAGUCAUGGUUCAUUCACUGCUUUGUAUUAUACCAUGGCCUGGCAUUUUGGCGCCACCUGCUGGUCAAAUCUUUUUUUUUAACUUCAGGAACAAAAACAAAAUCUUAAACUUUGUGUUUUGAUUGUAAUGUAACACCGUUUACAUCAGAGAUGACUGUACCGUAUAACCCUCAUUUUAAUAUCACGCCUCCAUUUAUGUCAAUGUAAAAGGUGUAUUUUCCUUUUUGCUGUGAGUAACUGUUUUUAUUUGAAUGUGACUGUGAAUCUGCUUUUUUUCUUUUUUUGUUUUAGUUAAACAAAUAACAGGAAAAACAUAUUUUUAUUUCCAAACAAUGCAGUCAAUUUUCUGGAGUUGAUAACCACUUUUAGCGAUAAAACUUAUUUUAAAUCAGCUCUUUAAAGGGAACGAACGUAAUCCUUAAAUAGCUGCCUGGAUCAAACUCCCUCUUUAUGCCUUAAGGAACAGAUUAUAACAAGAUGAAAAAAUAAAGUUACGGUAAUAAAAGUAAUUUCAGGGUAAUAUUUGCUAUGUAAAAUUCUAUUUUCUUACAGAAAAAGACUAAGUAAGCAAACCUCUAAAUUGGUUUAGGAUCCAGCAAUAAAUUUAGUAGAAAAACAAUAAACUCUAUUCAGAUUCCUUAUUUUUUGUCUGUAGCGUGCAAUCAAGUUUUAAAGAAAGAAAAGUUAUUUAUAUAUUUUUAAAUGUCAGAUUUUAUUGCUGAAGACUUUUUGAGAAUCACACUUCCACCGAUCACACUGACAAACGGACGUUUGCAUGUUCUGUCAUUUUGUAUGUUCAGUGAAGCCAGUUCUGCAGAGGAACCUGGUUCCGAACGGGAAACGUCUUAAAAACACACAAAUAAAGAGGAAAAAGUGG
Molecule: messenger RNA, 2856 nt
Organism: Oryzias latipes (Japanese medaka)
Lineage: Eukaryota; Metazoa; Chordata; Actinopteri; Beloniformes; Adrianichthyidae
Gene: tulp3
Product: TUB like protein 3
Biological process (GO): protein localization to cilium
Cellular component (GO): cilium
Source: RefSeq, a predicted model, not a curated record